This is a messenger RNA of Paramecium octaurelia, 836 nucleotides long. The record is from the annotation of a GenBank genome assembly. Lineage: Eukaryota; Ciliophora; Oligohymenophorea; Peniculida; Parameciidae.
AUGAAAUUACCUAUUUAAUGGAAUUACAUGGCAUUCAUAGUGUUUUCACUAAUAAUUCUAAUAAUGACUAUUAUUCUUACAGUGAAUGAAACUUUAGUACCUGUGUGUGGAUCAUUAAUCAUGAUUCUAGCAAUUGGAAUAAUACUUUAUUUGCUUUAUUUAGGUUAUAAAAACUACCGUAUCGAUUCAAUAAAAAAGUUAGUGUUAAUAGGACAGGCUGGAGUUGGUAAGACCCAGACAUAUAAUUAUUUAUAAUGCAAAAAUGUUUCUUCAUAUGAAGGGUUUACAAUAGGAACCUCUGAAGAACUUUGUCUUGUUGACACUCCUGACUUUGAUCUAGAAUCCGAUAUAGAAACCAGAGAGAAAAGAAUCAAAUAAUUUUAAGAGUUCUUUACAAAAAACCAAAAUUCUAUUAGUGCAUUUUUAAUAUUGGUUAAUUUUGAAAGGACAGAUUUAAUGAAAUAAAAGAUCUUAAAAACUAUCAAAUAUUUGAAAAAGCUUAAUUCUACCCUUUUUUUAUUGGUUACAAACUUUGAACUGAGUGAAAACCAAACUGAAGAUGAAGAGAGUCUAAAAAAGGCAUUUAGUUUCUUUCAUUUUGAAACAAUUUUAUUUGUUGAUAAAGAGAGAAAUAAUUCAGUGUUGAAACAAAAAUUAGUGUAAAUAGUGAACACAGCCCCUUAAAAAGAAUUAAAUUUGAAUGAAACAAUGUUUGAAAAAUAUGGGAAAAAAUAAUAAUAGUUAAUUGUGCAAUAAAUUACGAAUUAAAUGAAUUAACAACAGUAAUAAAUUUGAUUUAUUUUAGAAAUCUUUAAGAUAAAUUAUUGAAUGCUUGA